Messenger RNA from Phyllopteryx taeniolatus (common seadragon), 5406 nucleotides. RefSeq names its product collagen, type XXVIII, alpha 2a (gene col28a2a). The record is from RefSeq and is a predicted model, not a curated record. The transcript has 38 exons. Gene Ontology annotation, molecular function: serine-type endopeptidase inhibitor activity. The coding region runs from base 1216 to 4890 and encodes 1224 amino acids. Lineage: Eukaryota; Metazoa; Chordata; Actinopteri; Syngnathiformes; Syngnathidae.
CAAAACUAUGGGGAAAUCUUUGAAUAGUUGUUAUUCAUGGAUUUUUAAGGCACAAAUAUUGUGGUCUGUCCUACUUGAGAUUAAAUUGGAGCGAAUGUGGCCCACGAACUAAAAUGAUCUUUACACCCCUGCUCUACACUAAAAAAAAACUGCAGCUGAACCGAGACCAGCCAACCUAUCAUAUUACUGUCGGCCUACUGUAUUAAUAAUAAUUCAAUUCCCUUCCAAUUCUAUUUUUCAUAUCAAUUGUAGUUCAAGCAGUGGCGGGCCGUGCAUUUUAUACCUUCAGUGUGUACUUACCUGACUUAAUCCACCUCAUUGUACCACCACUAUCACGUUGCAAUUACAUGCAGUAGAAACCGUCAAUACUAACCAAAAACGCAAUGUAACAGCAUGCAACUGCGCCAGGCUCUCCUUUUGUUUCACUUGUACUGAGCAGCGGCAUGUGGGAUCUAAAGCUCGCUCAUAACUACAAUUUUGGUUCACAACACAAAGUGGAAAUACAACCAAGUGAGGACUCGUAACUCGAACAACUUAAGUUAAGUUGGGGCAAUCAUAAGUCUCGGUACCACUAUUGACUUACGAGUUAAUGUGUUCUUUGACUGGGCUCUUAACUCAAUUUACUCAAAUCUCAAAUUGUGAUGUGGUGGCAUUAUAAAGUAUUGGUACUUGAUAUCGGCGAGUAAUCAAAUGUAAGUACUUGUACUUAGUCUGAAAAAAAGUGGUAUCGGUGCAACCCUUGUUAAAGGCAUUCAACACAUUAUUUUUUUUAAUGGAAUGCAGUCACGCAAUCCUCCUUUUGUUCAGGGUCACAGGAAAUCUGGAAACAAUCUCAUCUGAAUUAAACUGAAAGGUGACCUCCAGCCUGCACUGAUCACCAGUCAAUCACUGGGAUGACACGUAGAGGCAGCCAACCAUUCACAUCUACAGCUUUGCAAUACAAAGCCUCCUCACCUGGAGCACAGUGGGCAGAAAGCUCCUUGAAUCCAUCGCCCGCAGUGUGCACUGGACCAACUGCAGUGGGAAGAGAUCACCUCAAGGUGUGAGUACUCCAGCUUUUUCGACUGUCUGAUUCCAAGAAGGACAACAUUGCUGUUGCUGCUGAUGGAUGGGAAAUGAGCUAAGUGGUGCUCUUCAUGCAACCUGAUCCUUUUGCUGGCCCUGCAGGUCCAAACAGCAUCCUGAAAUACUGCAACAUCUCAAAUAGAGAAAAGGAUGCUCCUCUCCUGUGAAUCAGUGCUGUUGGCCACAGUACUGACUUGUGUCUGGGCUCAAGAUCUGCAUUAUAACAGAAGAGCCAAAUCUCGCACAAAACCACUGGCUGCAAAUAUGUAUGAUGGGCAAGCCAUCCUGGAUGAGGACUGUAGCUUGGAGCUCUCCUUUCUACUGGACAGCUCUGAGAGUGCCAAAGACAACCAUGAGCAGGAGAAGCAGUUUGCUAUGAAUUUGGUAGACAAACUCCAAGGCCUGAAACUGCAGACAGGCCGCAGUUUGAGCCUAAGGGUGGCCCUGCUCCAGUACAGCAGUACAGUCAUCACAGAGCAAAGAUUUAAUGACUGGAGGGGCAUAGAGAACUUCAAGAACCGCAUUGCUCCCAUUGUUUACAUCGGCCAUGGAACCUACACCACGUACGCCAUCACCAACAUGACCAAGAUCUACCAAGAGGAAUCCAGCCCGGGCAGCAUUAAAGUAGCUGUGCUCCUCACUGAUGGCUCCUCCCACCCGAGGAACCCGGAUAUUUUCUAUGCUGUCGCCGAGGCCAAGAACCAGGGCAUCAAGUUCUUCACUCUGGGCAUUACCCGCACCGCCAACGAGCCCGUCAAUGUGGCUCAGCUCCGCAUCCUCGCCAGCUCUCCUACAUCCCACUUCCUCCACAAUUUGCAAGACAAGGACAUAGUUGAAAAUAUAGCCACUAAGAUUAGUGACCUGGCUGAUGAAGGAUGCCCAUUGACUCAGAAAUGUGCCUGUGAGAAAGGCGAGAGGGGGCCCAGUGGGCCUGCGGGGAAGAAAGGUCGUCCAGGAGAAGAGGGAGCCCCCGGGCUGAAAGGGCAAAAGGGUGAAGCAGGAAUAAGUGGUCUACCCGGGCGGGACGGUGCUGAGGGAAAAUCAGGUUACAAAGGAGAGCAGGGUGAAAGGGGAGAGUGCGGCACUCCAGGAAUCAAAGGAGACAGGGGUCCUGAGGGUUUGAUUGGUGUAAGAGGACUUAGAGGACUGCAGGGUCUACCAGGACCACAUGGAGACAUUGGACCAGAAGGCCCUCAGGGAAAGCACGGAGAACGUGGAUCACCCGGCCCUCCAGGUAUUCAGGGGGAAACUGGCAUUGGAAUACCUGGGCCAAAAGGUGACAUGGGAUUCCAGGGCCGCCCAGGUCCUCCUGGUCCUGCAGGCCUUGGGGCACAUGGUCCACCAGGACCUCAAGGGCCACAAGGUGUUCAAGGGGGAAAAGGACCGACUGGUGAGGGCCUUCCUGGACCAAAGGGGGAUCGCGGGCUUCCAGGACCGAGGGGAUCGAGAGGACAACAGGGUGCAGGAAUUAAAGGAGAACAGGGGGAACUAGGUCCCCCAGGUCCUCCAGGGCCCACUGGGCUGACAGGAGUGGGCAUACAAGGAGAGAAGGGAGUUGAGGGUCCAAGGGGUCCACCAGGAGUAAGAGGGCUUCCAGGAGAGGGUUUGCCUGGACCCAAGGGGGACCAAGGUUUACCUGGAGAACAGGGAUCUCCAGGAGAGAGAGGCAUUGGUGAAUCUGGUCCAAAGGGAGAACCUGGAUCUGCUGGUUUAGGUGGCUUACCUGGUCUUCCAGGAGAAGAUGGGGCGCCAGGGCAGAAGGGGGAGCCUGGGUUACCAGGUUCAAGAGGUUCUGAGGGACCUCCAGGAAUUGGGACUCAAGGAGAGAAGGGGGACCAGGGUCUGAGGGGUAUCCGAGGGUUACAUGGACCUCCAGGGAUCUCAGGACACUCUGGUCCAAAGGGUGAACGUGGGGUACCAGGUCACCAGGGCAUUCCAGGGCAACCAGGACGAUCCAUAACUGGUCCAAAGGGAGAUCUUGGUCCCUCUGGUCCACCUGGACCAAUUGGGGAAACAGGCCUUGGACUUCCAGGUCCAAAGGGUGAUAGAGGUUAUACUGGUCCACAUGGUCAACCUGGGCCAAAAGGAGAAGGCACCCCAGGACCUUUGGGCCCCCCAGGAAUUCCAGGGUUACCAGGAGAACCAGGCCCAGAGGGUAUAGGAAUUCCCGGACCUAAGGGUGACAUUGGAUUUCGAGGAUUGCCAGGUUUACCUGGCCCACCUGGAGAGGGAAUACAAGGACCCCCAGGUAAUGUUGGGAGGGCAGGACCUCCUGGCCCAAAUGGACCACCAGGAGUGGGUAUUCAAGGACCAAAGGGGGAUCCUGGAGCCCAAGGUAUGACCGGACCAAGAGGGCCGAGAGGAGAUGGGUUCCCUGGCGCUAAAGGUGACCGUGGGUCUCAGGGUGAGAGGGGAAUGAAAGGUGCAGAGGGAGAUCUGGGAGAUCCAGGAGUGCCUGGCGAAGCAGGAAAACCAGGAACAAAAGGAGACGCGGGCCUCACACGAGAGGACAUCAUUAAACUCAUUAAAGAAAUAUGUGGAUGUGGCGUCAAGUGUAAAGAAAGGCCAAUGGAACUCGUCUUUGUGAUCGACAGCUCAGAGAGUGUUGGCCCUGACAAUUUUGAAAUCAUCAAAGAUUUUGUCACCAGGCUGGUGGACCGGACCACGGUGGGACGCAAUGCAACGAGAAUCGGCCUUGUCCUCUACAGUCUGGAUGUCCAUUUGGAGUUCAACUUGGUCCGCUACACGAACAAACAAGAUGUGAAGCAGGCGAUCCGAAAGAUGCCUUACAUGGGGGAGGGUACCUAUACUGGCACCGCCAUAAGAAAAGCCACACAGGAGGCUUUCUACAGCGCCCGGCCCGGGGUCAGGAAGGUCGCCAUCGUCAUCACCGAUGGUCAGACUGACAAGCGAGAGCCCGUUAAACUUGAUAUUGCCGUGAGAGAGGCUCAUGCAGCAAAUAUUGAGAUGUACGCUCUGGGGAUCGUCAAUUCCUCGGAUCUGACGCAGGCGGAGUUUCUGAGAGAACUCAACCUCAUUGCCUCUGACCCUGAUAGUGAACACAUGUACCUUAUUGAUGACUUCAACACUUUGCCAGCACUGGAGUCUAAAGUCAUCAGCCAGUUCUGCGAGGAUGAAAAUGGUGCCCUCAUCUAUAAUCGCAUUGCAAACGGGCACUGGAAUGGCAACAAUGGACUCAGUAUUAAUGGUAACAAUGGAUAUGGACAGCAUAGCAAUGGAUACAACAAUGGCUAUGGAAAAAACAAGAAUGAAGUAAAUGGGAAUGGUUACCAAGAGGCGGUCACAAAUGUGAGACGUACCAACAGCCGAGGCCGUGGGGACACUUUCGCACUGCCCAUCAGUGCUGAUCCACUCCCUAGUCAGAUGGAAGAAGACGAAGACGGUGAAGAUUUAGACUUGAGGGCCCAUGUGAGGGCCAGCGGCAGCGUGGUUGUAGUGAACAAAACAGCCUCUUUGUUACAUGUGAAGGAACGCGCUGUGUCCAAUGAGGCAGUCUUAUCACCUUCAUCAUCCUCCUCCGCUGCAGGAUCUUCAUCUAAACUGGGUUCCAGUUCUUCCUUAAAUUCUAAUCAGCUGCAGGCAGUAGCAAGUCCAGUACUUCCUGAAGUUCCACUUCGCGAUCCCCGCUGUAACCUCAGUUUGGACCAAGGCACCUGCAGAUCAUACAACAUCCGCUGGUAUUAUGAUAAGCAGGCUAAUUCCUGCGCACAAUUUUGGUAUGGAGGCUGCGCUGGAAAUGACAAUCGAUUUGAAACUGAAGAUGAAUGCAGGAAGACUUGUGUUAUAUUGAAGACAGCAGGAUAAAAGUAAAAGAAGAAAUGUGGAAAGUUUACAAUACAAUCAAUGUAUGGUGACAUUUUUUUUAUAUAUCCAAGCAAGAUAUGGCCAUAUUGCUGAUUCAAGCGAGUAAAUGACUGACAUUUUGAAUUUGAAAAAGAAAAUACUAAUAUAAUUCCUGGUCAACGUGACACUAUCUAAGCUCAACUAGACGCUAUACAUACAGCAUCUUUACAUCUCUGAGCAAUAUGCUUUACUUUGACUGAAAUCUACACUGCACAAUAACAAUGGUGAGACAUUUCUUUGUACUGUUUUAUUUCAGUGUCUGGUGUCAAGUUGUAAUUGGCAGCUGCAAUAUAGGUACACUUAUUUUUAAGUAAUGUGGAGUAGUCUACUGAAGUUGUCAUUAGGCGAGAUGUGAUCCUGCUCUCCUUUUCAAUGUGUUUAUAAUCCCUCCAUGAAACAUGUCACAAUUUGGGCUGUGUGUGACUGUUUUAAUAAAUGUCUUUAUUUGUGUUUUUAUUAAUAAAAGAAUAAAACUGU